GGUUUAAAAACGAUCAUCAACGCAUUGUUACAUUCCUUCAAACAACUAGCGGAGGUAAUGACGUUAACAAUUUUUUGCCUUAUGGUGUUCGCCCUAUUCGCGCUUCAAGUUUACAUGGGCGAACUACGAAAUAAAUGUGUUCUGAAAAUGGAUGAUCACAACGCAUCGUACGAAAAUUGGUUUAACUGGACGAAUAAUCCGGAUAAUUGGUUGAUAAAGAAUGAAACUGGCGAGCCUCUACUCUGCGGAAAUGUAACGGGGGCGCGUCACUGCCCCAUUACGCAUACAUGUUUGUGUGUCGGCGAAAAUCCCAAUCACGGUUACACAAGUUUUGAUAACUUUUUGUGGUCGAUGCUCACAACGUUUCAGCUCAUUACGUUAGAUUAUUGGGAAAAUGUAUAUAAUAUGGUUCUAUCAUCGUGUGGACCCAUAAGCGUGUCGUUUUUUACGGUAGUAGUCUUUUUCGGUUCUUUUUAUCUAAUCAAUUUGAUGCUGGCUGUGGUAGCUCUUAGUUACGAAGAAGAAGCGGAAAUUACUCAAGAGGAACGAAAAAAGGAUCUCGUGGAUCACCGUGAAGACUCCACGUUUAGUUUCGAUCCUUCGCAUAUUAACGUAAAAAAAUUAUCUAAGCACAAGUUGAAAAAAAUCGACGCACGAAAGGGUGUUUUAUUAGCUUCAUAUUCACGAAAGAAGACUCGGCGAAGAAAACGGCCGAAAACUAACAGUAAUGGAGGGGGCGGCGGCGGUAAUAAUAGCGGGUCUAUAUGUUCUCCAAAGCAAGAGGAAUCGAAUUCUCCAACUCCAACAAAGCAACGUAGGUCGGUUACCCCAAGUCCUAGUCCCAGUCCUCAUCAUAAUCGUGGUUCGCCGACAACUCAAGCACUCUCAUUAGCUCUUCCAGUCAAACACGUACAACUUUCAGAAACAAAGUGUCCCGAAACACUUUACCCUUCCAAUAGGCUCGCAGCUCCAUUACGGCCCGGUUUACAUAGUCGACAAACAAGUAGUAAUAGCGAGGGUAAUAAUCGUGAAUCUUCAUUUGAUGAUUCGGGGGUGGUGGACGAUCACGAAGAAGCAGAUGCUACCUCUGAAGAUGCCGCAACUCACACUCCAAACGUUAUAAGACACCAAAAAAUAGAUGUUACUCCAGUUACGUUAACUUUGAGUCCUAAACAAAUUAAAGUAAUUAAGUGUAAUGGGGUUGGAACCUGUAAGAAAAAGAAUCAUAACGUGUAUAGUUUACCUGCAGAUUAUCUAUCCCACAUCGUUGUUAUAGAUGAUAUACCUGAUCGCAAUUGUUCGUGCUGUGAACAAUGCUGCAUAAAUUAUACAAGUUGGCUUCAAUUUCAGCAGGGGCUUUAUCAAAUUGUACGAGAUCCUUUGUUCGAACUUUUUAUUACCGUAUGCAUUGUACUUAAUACAAUGUUCUUAGCAUUAGAACAUCACGGUAUGAGCGAAUCCGUGCACAGAGCGCUCGAUGUCGGAAACAAAGUAUUUACUUCCAUUUUCACCUUAGAAUGUACAAUGAAACUGAUGGCGCUCAGCAAGGACUUUUUUAAGAAUGGAUGGAAUAUUUUCGAUCUAAUUAUAGUAUCCGCAAGUGUCCUAGAUUUAAUUUUCGAGCUUGUCGACGGGCUGUCGGUGCUUCGAGGCUUGCGAUUGUUGCGCGUUCUUAAAUUAGCGCAAUCGUGGAUAACUAUGAAAGUUUUAUUAAGUAUUAUCAUUAGUACAAUCGGUGCUUUAGGAAACCUAACUUUCGUUUUAGUAAUUGUUAUAUACAUAUUUGCUGUGAUAGGAAUGCAACUUUUUUCGAAGGAUUAUACGCCUGAAAAAUUUUAUCCGGAUCCCGUUCCGAGGUGGAACUUUACCGAUUUUUUCCAUUCGUUUAUGAUGAUUUUUCGGAUAUUGUGCGGCGAGUGGAUCGAGCCUCUUUGGGACUGCAUGCGAGCAGAAACGACAGAAGGCCCGGGCACUUGCUUCGCAGUAUUUCUACCAACGCUCGUUAUGGGAAAUUUUAUGGUGCUUAAUUUGUUCUUGGCGUUGCUGCUCAAUAGUUUUAAUUCGGAAGAGCUCAAAAGUCGUAAAGAGGCAUUCCCGAAUCACGAAAGCCGUAUCCCAGCAUACCGAUGGAUGAGGAAAAAGAUGAGCGAUUAA
Messenger RNA from Photinus pyralis (common eastern firefly), 2154 nucleotides. RefSeq names its product sodium channel protein 60E-like. The record is from RefSeq and is a predicted model, not a curated record. The coding region runs from base 58 to 2154 and encodes 698 amino acids. Gene Ontology annotation, biological process: neuronal action potential; membrane depolarization during action potential; sodium ion transmembrane transport. Gene Ontology annotation, molecular function: voltage-gated sodium channel activity. Lineage: Eukaryota; Metazoa; Arthropoda; Insecta; Coleoptera; Lampyridae. The transcript is spliced from 12 exons. Gene Ontology annotation, cellular component: voltage-gated sodium channel complex; plasma membrane.